AUGCCGCUAUGGUGGUUUGCAGGUGCCAGGUCGAGCCAAAGCUGGACCUCACUGGGAUCACCAACACGGGGGCAGGCGCAUCUGGGUCUCCUCGCCGACGAGGCACAAGCUGCAACGCAGCGCAAGCAGCGUGAUUGGCGGCCACUUCCGACUUGGCAAAAGGUCUCGAUGGCCUUUCAUGACUGGAAGCACAGCUUCUUGGCCACCACGGAUGAGGCGUUCAUCCGCUCCGAGAUCAACGGCCGACGAAGCAGACGAAUUGUACUUUCCGCUUUCUUCUGUGCGGACGCUGUAGGAGGGGCCCUCUGGGCUUUCUGGUGCGAAGAUGGCAUUCGCCACAGUGCCACUCCUCUUGAGGACUCCCAGCACUAUGCGCAAGCUUGUCGGUCGUUUGGCAUCAACCACUACCUUCUUUGGGGCGCAGGAAUACCUUUGGAGGGCUGGGUUCUUUGGAUGGCUGGACGCGAUCCCUGGUCAUUCUGGUCUGAUGCCUGGCUGCUGCCGGUUUGGCUGGUCAGGCUUGGCCUCCUGGACGUUCUACUGUGGAACGUUCCUCCCCAGAUCCUUGUGGGCGACGCUUUGUGGUUUUCGGCCAUUGCUGUAAUGUGCCGGGUACACUCGGUGGUGCUCUGCAUCUUGGUUGGGUUCGAAGUCUGCUCCCUGAUGAUCGUGUUGGCAUAUCAAGGUGGCUUCAUGGACUUCUUUGCGUUUGACCAUGUUCGAUAUGGCAUGUACAGCGUGGCCAUGCUGAUCAUCAUGGCUGGGGCAUACUUCCUUGAUGAGCAGACUCGGCUUCAGUCCUACGAGCAGGUCAUGUCCUUACAAGACCAGAAUGCAGCACUUGCUGAGAUGAUGCUGCGGUGGAAGGUCCUGCCAGAGGUUGAGAGCGGAAAUCCUGUGCCGCAGGAUCACUCCCUGGACUCUGGCAGUAUCUCCAGUUGCGCAACACAGCGGCCGCCACUCGCCAAAGCCUCCAUUGCGAGAUGGACAGGCGCGGUAGGUGGAGGCCGCACGUCGAGCUCUCGCGUGCGCUUCGCUCUGCCGUCGCCGUCCCCUGCGGUGCCCACGCGCCGCCCGCAGCGCGGCCUGGGAGGCGAACAGCGAGCCAGGGAUCUGCUGGAUGUCAUGGAAUGA
This is a messenger RNA of Symbiodinium sp. CCMP2592, 1134 nucleotides long. NCBI's taxonomy places the organism in Eukaryota, Dinophyceae, Suessiales, Symbiodiniaceae. The record is from the annotation of a GenBank genome assembly.